AUGGGGAAUGAGACCCGCGGGGAGGACGGCUGUUGGGACAGGAGAAAGGGCACCGCUGGGGAAGAGGCAAGGGCGUCCAUGGGGAAGGGAGUGGGGACACGCAUGGCGGUGGGAGCGAGGUUAUUGACGGGAAGGGGCACGGACACUCGCGGGGUGGGACGUCCCCGUCGGAGCGGGCCGGGCGGGGCCUCUCUCCGAGGGGCAGCCCCGCGGGCUCCGCCUGUGGGAGCGGGGCGGGCCCGGUGGCGCGGGACCUUCCCAGGGCGGCGGGACCGGCCGCAGGUCACGAGGGAGCCGCUGAGGCUACGGCCCUGCGAGUCAGAGCCCGGCGCCCGGCCCGCCCCGCCCCGGAGGCCGCCAUGCCUGCCCGCCGCCGCGGCCCCGCCGGACGGGCCUCAGCUGUCCUCCCAGCUCCGAGCGCUGCCGUCCCGCCCGCCGCAGGUGCUGCCGCUGCCGCCGCCCCGGGAGAGGAGCUGCCGCGGGCUUGGCCGGCGGCCGCUGAGGCCGGGGAGGAGCCGCCGGCGAAGCGAUGCAGGCAGCCCGGCGUGGUGGGAGCGAGCCCCGGGGUCAUGCCCGGCCGGUCGCUGCCACCUCCGUGCCCUGUCCCUCACAGCCAUUGUGAUCACUGAGCAGCCGGUGUCCGUGGCCGUGCCCGUGGGACACAGCUUCAGCCUGCGGUGCCGAGCCGAGGGCCGCACGGCGCUGCGGUACCAGUGGUUCUGCCAGUGCCAGUCUGUCUGCCAGCAGAUUCCUGGUGCCACCAAGGAGGACUUGCCCAUCACUGCACAGCAGUCCCAGCUCUACACCUGCAGAGUCAAUGACCUCCACAAGAACUGCAUCUUCUCUGACUGGGUGAAGGUGGAGGUCCACCAGUGUGUGGCCAGAGGACUGCCCCCUCAGCUCUGGCACGGAGAGCCUCUCAUUGUCCUCAACCCCACUGCGCAGCGGCUGGAGGCGGGGAGGCCGCUGCAGCUGCGCUGUGCUGCCAUGGGAGUCCCGGCCCCCAGCUACCAGUGGUACCGCAACGGCAACCUGCUGGAGCACCAGAAGAGAAAAAAGCUCUGGAUUGCCCAGGCACAGGCCAGCGACUCGGGCACCUACCUCUGCUGUGCCUCCAACAGCCAUGGGCAGCACUGGAGCAGUGCCGUGGAUGUGCUCGUGGGUCCAUGCUGCUCAGAGAAGUUCUUUGCCACAGGCAAGGUCGCGCUGCUGGUGGGCAACAACCGCUACCGGCACCACCCCAGCCUGAUGGCUCCUGUCAGAGACGUGUUUGAGCUGAGGCUUCUUCUGGAGCAGCUGAGCUUCCAGGUGGUGUCCCUGCUGGACCUGAACAAGGCUGAGAUGGUGGCAGCAGUCAGUCAAUUCCUGCAGCUUCUGGGGAAGGGAGUCUAUGCUGUCUUCUACUAUGCUGGGCAUGGCUAUGAACAUCUGGGGAGGAACUACAUGGUCCCUGUUGAUGCUCCACAGCCCUACACCCCUGAGAACUGCAUCAGUGUGCAGAGGAUCCUCCAGAAGAUGCAGCAGCAGGAGACAGCCCUGAACCUUAUCCUGCUGGACACCUGCAGGAAGUGGUACAACCCCGGGGGUGCCCUGUCGCAGGUGCAGCCACUGCAGCCCUGGGGCAAUACAGUCUAUGGCUAUGCCACGAGUGAAGAUGCAGAGGCCUAUGAGCUGCAGGAUGGGGAGCUCAGCUCGGGGAUCUUCAUGAAGUACCUGAAGAAGCACAUCCUGCAGGAGAAAAAGGUCACACGCAUGCUGGAGGAUGUGUUAGAGGCUGUGGGGCAGGACCCGCUGGUGGCUGGCAGGCAGGUGAUGGAGAUCAAGCACACGCUGAAGGAGCCCCGGACCCUGACAGACCCCCUCUGCCCCUCGGCACCAGCUGCCCAGCGCUGGGGACACAGCCGUGAGCUGCUGAGCAGAGUGCUGACCUUCUCCUGCGGGGCAGAGGUGGAGCUACACUGCCACUGGCUCUUCUCCAACGUGCUGCACAUCUGUGCCAAGCUGCUGCCCACCUCAGCACACCUGGCUGAGGUCCUCCUGCUGCUCCGCCGGGCCCCUGGCACUUGCCUGAGCGUGGAGGGGACCUCAGAACGCAGCUGCUCCCCCUGGGCCCCUGCCCCUCCAGGCCAGCAGCCUCCUUCCGCCCAGGCAGAGGACAGGGACAAUGUGGCCACCCCGAGGCAGAGCCACCCGGACCUCCUGGGCUCCCUGCUGGCCUAUGUCUGCAAGCAGGAGAUGGACUGCACCCUGCAGCUGCCUGCACUGCAGCAGAUUCAGGCAGAUGUGGUGCUGCAACUGGACUUGCACUACAGGCAGCGGAGCAGCACGCGAAGGACUCAGGAGAGCCUGCAGACAACCCUGCAGAGAGCCCUGCUGGGGCAGGGCUGCAGCCAGGGCACUGCAGCCACCCAUGCAUGGCUGCAGCCUGCAGUGGUGCUGAGCACGGACCCUAAGGGGCAAGCACAUCUGAGAGCAGGCUCUGGGCACAGCUUGCCCAGCAGCAGCCCCAGCACCAGCAGCCAGCCAGAGGAGAACGAUGAAAGUGACCUGAGCCAGCUCUGCAGUGCCCUGCAGCAGACAUUCGUCCUCCGCUGGAGGAGCUGUGUGUUACACAGCAGGGCGAGCGCAGCCCUGCGCCGAGCAGCCCAGCGGCAGCAGCCGAGCACCAGGGAGCCUGCAGCAGGGUACAACCCCGGGGGUGCCCUGUCGCAGGUGCAGCCACUGCAGCCCUGGGGCAAUACAGUCUAUGGCUAUGCCACGUGA
Messenger RNA from Indicator indicator, 2763 nucleotides. Its product is annotated as mucosa-associated lymphoid tissue lymphoma translocation protein 1-like. Gene Ontology annotation, molecular function: cysteine-type endopeptidase activity. Gene Ontology annotation, biological process: proteolysis. The transcript has 17 exons. The coding region runs from base 1 to 2763 and encodes 920 amino acids. The record is from RefSeq and is a predicted model, not a curated record. Lineage: Eukaryota; Metazoa; Chordata; Aves; Piciformes; Indicatoridae.